This is a messenger RNA of Gopherus flavomarginatus (Mexican gopher tortoise), 522 nucleotides long. RefSeq names its product mesogenin 1 (gene MSGN1). Gene Ontology annotation, molecular function: RNA polymerase II cis-regulatory region sequence-specific DNA binding; protein dimerization activity; DNA-binding transcription factor activity, RNA polymerase II-specific. Lineage: Eukaryota; Metazoa; Chordata; Testudines; Testudinidae. Gene Ontology annotation, cellular component: nucleus. The record is from RefSeq and is a predicted model, not a curated record. Gene Ontology annotation, biological process: mesoderm formation; regulation of transcription by RNA polymerase II. The transcript has a single exon. The coding region runs from base 1 to 522 and encodes 173 amino acids.
AUGGAUAAAUUGCAUGAGACUUUGCCUAAUAUGGAAGAUGGUUUGGGCACUGAGAAUUCUGUCUUUCUGUCUUCCUGGGACUGGAAGAGUAAUGCAGGAGCCUAUGAGCUGAAUCAGAUCUCAUCCCCUCACAGCUUAUCUCCAUCUCCUUCCUUUGAAUCGUAUUCUUCUUCCCCUUGCCCAGCUGUGAUUGAGAUGCCCUACAACAACAGCAGCAGCAGCAGCAGCCUGAUCAGAUACAGCUUGAUGGAUUUUCCUUCCACAUACUUACCGAAUGCUGGGCAGGCCAAGGCUCAGAAAGGUACCAAGGCCAGGAUGUCAGCCCAGCGCAGAAGGAAAGCCAGUGAGAGAGAGAAGCUCAGGAUGAGGACCCUGGCUGAUGCUUUACACACCUUGCGCAAUUACCUACCUCCUGUCUACAGCCAAAGAGGCCAGCCUCUCACCAAAAUACAGACACUGAAAUACACCAUCAAGUACAUCAGUGAACUCACAGACCUGCUGAACAAUGUCAAACGGGCAUAG